This is a messenger RNA of Symbiodinium sp. CCMP2592, 1647 nucleotides long. NCBI's taxonomy places the organism in Eukaryota, Dinophyceae, Suessiales, Symbiodiniaceae. The record is from the annotation of a GenBank genome assembly.
AUGGCGUCCGAGGCAAAACCGAACGCAAGCAAGCCCAACAAAGCCGCAAGGCCACGUCCACUCAAGACGAGACAAUCCCACAGUGCUGACAACGCCACAGCAUGCAAUCGCCAAUCAGAAAACCAAAGGAAUCCACAUCAGACCAACAGUCGAAACGCGGAAGCCAUGGAUAAAAACGUACCUGCCACAAAGGCCGCCCGCCGACCCAGGCCAGGCCUCUUCGCCCGACGAACCCGGCGGAAAGCCUCCGCCAAGCAGAAGCCGCGAAUCUACAGGUUCAACGGAGAAGUCCUGCCGCAGACGUCAACCCGUCGACAUCCCACGCCAAAGGACCUGCUGCGACGCUUGGAGCACACCUGCGGCGUUUCAAUGUACAGGAUCAGGCUGAUACAAGACGGUCAGAUGCUUCGAGCGAGCGGCAAGCGACCCUUCGCCUCGGCAAAGAGCAUUCAGAUGCUCCUCCUACCGUACGUGCAAGACAAUAGCAGCAGAGACGUGCUCCAAAGUCUCGAAACAGCAAUCCGAACGCAAAACACGGCGGCAUUGAGAGAACUGCUGUGGCGACCCGUGGACCCAAACACAGCCUUCCCUCGCUACCUGCCGCGUCCAAUCACAGCACUAGAACUGGCGCUGCUGAGCGCAGGACCGCGCACGGAAACGAUCCUUUCCACACUGCUAAAGGCGAAGGCAAGGCCUAAUGACCCGAGAAACCAAGGCAUGCUCUGCCUAGCCGUGCAACAGAACGACAGCAAGACGCUGCAACUGCUCCUGCGGCACCGAGCGGACCCGAACAGCUCCACCAACCGAAUAACCCCCUUGGACAUAGCGUGCCAACUGCCGCAUCAGGAGCAGGAACCUAAAGCAGCACUAAUGCUGCUAGCAGCGCGAGCAGAGAUACAGGGCAUGCUCCAAGACGAAAACAGCUGGACGUUGGAGCCAAGGCGGAAAGACUAUCUGGACUACGCGCACCCUCGGUCGCUCGCAAGCACAGUAUGCUUGGUGCGUGCUGCAGCAGGACUGCCAGACCACACGCACCUGCAGCAGAUCAUCGAGAUGGCCAAGACGAAGAACGUGCGCAUCCUGCCCACAUGCCUCUGCAGCGCAGCCGCCAACGACAACCAGCAUGCCGUGCAGUGGCUGCUACACGCACAAGCGCCAGUAGACUCGCAUGUAUGCCAAAUGGUGCUAAGAGGAGAUCACCGCCUCGUGUUCAGCAGCCACGCUCGCCGCACAGCACUCGCCCUGGCUGCCGGAGAGGGCCACUGCGCCACCACGAGAACGUUGCUCCGAGCCAGGGCGGACCCAAACAAACAACUGGACGGACAGACGGCUCUGCUGCACACUGCAGCAGCACGCAAGGCCUCCAUAACAGCCGUGCGCGCCCUCUUGACAGCUGCCGCAGAUGUCAACCAAGAGGACAGCUUGGGCCGCACAGCUCUCAGAGUGGCUCUGCAACACCCAAAGCCGGACGUGGAGCUCAUUCAAACACUGCUGCAUGCCAAGGCCGACACCCAACACAGAGACCACGUCGAUGACACGCCUUUCAGCUUUGCAACCCGGAGAUGCUGCGCCACUCUUCUCGAUCCGGAAAGAAGCCUCGCAUGGAUGCUCUCAAGAACAAGAGAAUCAAGAAGACUCUCGAGGUAG